CAUACCCUAUUGCAUUGCUGAUUACUGUUUGAAUCUGCGUCCGUUGAUUGACUGGAUGUUAACACUUUCACAGUAAAGAAUUCUCUUUAAUUUUGUUGCUGUUAACUUGAUCUGCUCCUUUUAUGUAGAUGGAAAAUCUGAAAAUACAGCAAAUGCCAAUCACUUUAACAAACAACACAAACACUAAGCAAGAUCAGUCUUAUGGUGGCAUAGAAGAUGAUGCACCAAGAAAUGUGUUUGAUUUAGGAGCAUUUGUAGGCGACCUGACUGUUGAAGAGGAUGCUGCCAGUGAUGAUAUCUCAUUGGAAGGACUUGAGCAAGAAUUGGAAGAAUGCAAAAAUGACGAUGUAGUUGCAAACAUACUUUCUAAAGGUACAACCUUAAGGGACUACACAAAGGGGGUGGAGAACAAUUUACGGCAAGUUGAGUUAGACUCAAUUCAGGAUUAUAUAAAAGAAAGUGAUAAUCUAGUGUCUCUUCAUGAUCAAAUUCGCGAUUGUGACAGCAUCUUGUCACAGAUGGAAACUCUUCUCAGUGGAUUUCAGGCUGAGAUUGGUUCUAUAAGCUCAGACAUCAAAAUUCUACAGGAGAAGUCUAUGGAUAUGGGUUUGAAGCUGAAGAAUCGCAAGGUAGCAGAAUCACAAUUGGCAAAAUUUGUUGAAGACAUCAUUGUUCCUCCUAGAAUGGUAGAUGUAAUUGUCGAUGGAGAGGUCAAUGAUGAAUAUUUGAGAACUCUUGAGAUUCUAAGUAAGAAGUUGAAGUUUGUAGAAGUGGAUCCUCUAGUUAAAGGUGCAAAAGCUCUGAAGGACGUGCAGCCUGAGCUUGAAAAGCUUAGGCAGAAAGCAGUUUCAAAGGUCUUUGAGUUCAUUGUUCAGAAGCUAUAUGCAUUGAGGAAACCCAAAACAAAUAUUCAGAUCCUUCAACAGAGUGUUCUUCUAAAAUACAAGUAUGUGAUUUCCUUCCUCAAGGAACACGGGAAGGAGAUAUAUAUUGAGGUUCGUACAGCUUACAUCGACACAAUGAACAAGGUUUUAAGUGCACAUUUCCGUGCUUAUAUUCAAGCAUUGGAGAAAUUACAGUUAGACAUAGCAACUUCUAGCGAUUUGAUUGGUGUGGAGACAAGAAGCAGUGGUCUUUUUUCAAGAGUGAGAGAACCACUGAAGAAUAGAUCAGCUGUUUUUGCAUUAGGGGAGCGCAUUAAUAUAUUGAAGGAAAUUGAUCAGCCAGCAUUGAUUCCACAUAUAGCUGAAGCCAGCUCCCAAAAGUAUCCUUAUGAGGUCCUCUUUCGGAGCUUGCACAAAUUGCUAAUGGAUACUGCCACUUCUGAGUAUCUUUUCUGUGAUGAUUUCUUUGGGGAAGAAUCAAUAUUUUAUGAAAUUUUUGCAGGUCCUCUUGCUGUAGUUGAUGAGCACUUUAGUUCAAUACUACCUAAUUGUUAUGAUGCUAUAGGCCUCAUGCUUUUGAUUCGCAUCAUACACCAACACCAGCUUAUCAUGUCGCGGCGGCGGAUUCCAUGCUUGGACUCGUAUUUGGACAAGGUCAAUAUUUCCCUCUGGCCUCGUUUUAAGAUGGUAUUUGACUUGCAUCUUAGUAGCCUACGCAAUGCAAAUGUGAAGACAUUGUGGGAAGAUGAUGUGCAUCCACAUUAUGUCAUGAGGCGUUAUGCUGAAUUUACAGCUUCUCUUAUUCACCUUAAUGUUGAAUAUGGAGAUGGGCAGCUUGAAUUGAAUUUGGAACGGUUGAGAAUGGCUAUUGAUGACUUGCUUAUCAAGCUAGCUAAGACAUUCACAAAGCCAAAACUUCAAAUUGUGUUUCUUAUAAACAACUAUGAUAUGACGAUUUCUGUACUAAAGGAAGCUGGUCCGGAAGGUGGGAAAAUUCAGUUGCACUUUGAGGAACUGCUGAAGAGCAAUACAGCUUUAUUCGUGGAGGAGCUGCUAUUAGAGCAUUUUAGUGACCUCAUCAAGUUUGUCAAGACCAGAGCCUCUGAGGAUCCAAGUUCCAAUUCUGAGAAGCCCAUAACUGUUGCGGAGGUGGAGACGAUCGUGAAAGAUUUUGGGAGUAGGUGGAAAGCUGCAAUAGAGCUGAUGCAUAAAGAUGUUAUCACUUCUUUCAGCAACUUCUUAUGCGGUAUGGAGAUCUUGAGGGCUGCAUUAACCCAGCUUCUGCUAUAUUAUACCAGGCUUUCCGAUUGCAUAAAGAGGAUCGUUGGUGGGUCUGCACUGAACAAGGAUCUUGUCUCCAUUUCUUCAAUCAUGUACGAAAUCAAAAAAUACUCCAGGACAUUCUAGAUCAUUAAUUUCGUGUUAUAUCAGGAACAGCCAGCCAUCUCCUGAUAAGAGUGAAAUUGUUGCUCAUAAUAGUCAGCCAUCCCAUUGCCAUGGCUGUUCACCCCCGUCAGUAUUAUGUGCACUUUGGUCUGUCCGACCAAAAACCAGGAGAAUAGACCAAAAAAGAAAUCAAAUUUUGACAUACUCAAGCAGUUGCAGUUAAUAUACUGUAGCUAAGGGUUUCCUGGAACUUGUUGAUCUGAAUUUCUUCUUUUUCUUUUUUUCUUUUUUUUUUUUGUUGAAGAUUACACUUGUCACAUUUUUUCUCUUUAUUUUAUCUGUUAACACUCA
Molecule: messenger RNA, 2621 nt
Organism: Ricinus communis (castor bean)
Lineage: Eukaryota; Viridiplantae; Streptophyta; Magnoliopsida; Malpighiales; Euphorbiaceae
Product: vacuolar protein sorting-associated protein 52 A
Exons: 20
Coding region: 129-2291 (720 amino acids)
Biological process (GO): endocytic recycling; retrograde transport, endosome to Golgi; Golgi to vacuole transport
Cellular component (GO): GARP complex
Molecular function (GO): syntaxin binding
Source: RefSeq, a predicted model, not a curated record